CCUCCCUCCCUCUCUUCCCCAACCUCUCCACCCCAAAACACUUUGCUUUCCUUCCCUUUUUCCUUCUCCCCCUUCCAUUCCUCCUCGCUUGCGUUGCGUGCAUCCCUUCCUCUCGCCAUUACUCCCCAUCUCGCGAGCUCGCUCUCCCCCCAGCAAUGCCGCCGUGGAGCCACCGCGGCCUCCGGCGGUGCUAGAUCCACGCCACAGGGAGCUCGGGCGCCGGCGGCGGCGGCGCCGGAGGUGUGGGGAUAUAUCAAGAAACGGGUGUGGCCGGGACAGGCGGGCGCGGCAAAUGCACGAGCACAUCCGCGCCAGGGCGUGGGAGGCGACGGUGCGCAAGGUGGUGCAGCAGCAGCAGCCGCAGCCGCAGCCUGGGGGCAGCAGGCGCCGCGUGUCCCCGAUGCUGGCCGCCGACGACCCCGAGACGGCGUCCUCGUCGUCGGCGUCCACGGCCGGCGGCGGCGACGACGGCGGGUACGUCGAGCGCGGCCUCCCCAACGGUGACUUCUACACGGGCCAGUGGCGCGGCGGCGCGCCGCACGGCGCCGGGAAGUAUCUGUGGACGGACGGGUGCAUGUACGAGGGCGAGUGGCGGCACGGGAAGGCGACGGGGAGGGGCAGGUUCUCGUGGCCGUCGGGCGCCACGUACGAGGGGGAGUUCAGGGACGGGUUCAUGGACGGCGCCGGGACGUACACCGGCGCCGCCGGGGACACGUACCGGGGCUCGUGGUCCAUGAACCUCAAGCACGGCCACGGCAAGAAGAGCUACGCCAACGGCGACCACUACGACGGCGAGUGGCGCUCCGGGCUCCAGGACGGCGCCGGCCGCUACAUCUGGCGCAAUGGCACCGAGUACACGGGGCAGUGGCGCGGCGGCCUCAUCCAUGGCCGCGGCGCGCUCGUCUGGUCGAACGGCAACCGCUACGAUGGCGGGUGGGAGGACGGGUGCCCCCGCGGGCAGGGCACCUUCCGAUGGGCCGACGGCAGCGUCUACGUCGGCUACUGGACGCGCGACGCCGCCACCGGCAUUGUCCAGCAGAAGGGCGUCUACUACCCGUCCCCGGCGGCGUCCUCCCCGACGGCGCGCGACCCCCGCGACGUGUUCGCGAGGGACCUCCCGGGCUUCAUGGGCGGAGCCGCCGAGCCGGCCGCGUCUCUGCCGCACAGGUCGCUGAAUCACUCCGGCAACAGAGGCGGCGCCGCGGCGGCGGCGGGCAAUGCGCGGUCGAGCUCCGCGUCGGGGCUGAGCAACAGCUCCGGCGGCGACAGGAAGUACGACAAGAUUUGCAUUUGGGAGUCCGACGGGGACAUCACCUGCGACAUUGUCGACGGCGCCGCGUUGGCCGACGAGGCGGUGGGCCCCAGGAGGAGCAUCAAGGCGGCCGCCGCCGGUGAUGGGCUGGUCCUCGCGCCGCCGUCGCCGGCGCCGCGCAUCGCCAAGUGGGUGCCACCGCGGGAGGCGAAGCGGCAGGGCGAGACCAUCGCCAAGGGUCACAAGAAUUACGAGCUCAUGCUCAACUUGCAGCUCGGGAUCAGGCAUGCAGUCGGGAAGCAAGGUCCAGUUACGCUUGAUCUGAAAUCCUCGGCUUUUGACCCAAAGGAAAAAGUAUGGACAAAGUUCCCUCCAGAAGGCUCAAAAUACACCCCUCCGCACAAUUCUUGUGAUUUCAAAUGGAAGGAUUACUGCCCUCAGGUGUUCCGGACGCUGCGCAAGUUGUUCAAGGUGGAUGCUGCUGAUUAUAUGUUAUCCCUUUGUGGAAGUGAGGCUCUGCGUGAGCUCUCUUCUCCUGGUAAAAGUGGAAGCUUCUUUUACCUUACAAAUGAUGAUCGAUACAUGAUAAAGACAAUGAAGAAAUCGGAAGUAAAGAUGCUGCUUAAGAUGCUUCCUGCUUACUAUAAUCAUGUCCGUUCAUUCGAGAACACUCUAGUUACCAAAUUUUUUGGUCUACAUUGUGUUAAAUUAGCUGGGGCAAACCAGAAAAAGGUUCGCUUUGUCAUCAUGGGAAAUCUGUUCUGCUCUGAUCAUUCCAUCCAUAGGCGUUUUGAUCUAAAAGGCUCGUCUCUUGGCCGAACAACUGACAAGCCACAAACUGAGAUUGAUCAGUAUACAACUCUGAAGGAUCUUGAUCUGAAUUUCAUAUUUAGACUGAAGAAGCAAUGGUUCCAUGAGUUCCAAAGGCAAGUGGACAGGGAUUGCGAUUUCCUUGAGCAGGAGAAGAUCAUGGAUUACAGUCUUCUGGUGGGUGUACAUUUUAGAGGCAAUAGAGAGAAGCUUCUGAGCGAAGGUUCCACCGAUUACGAUAUCAACAAAAUAUCUACUCCUCGUCUUUCAAGAGGAAAUGUGGAUCAGUGUCUCACUGAUCCAAACAGGUGGCCUAAAAUCAAGCUCGGAGCAAACAUGCCUGCAAGAGCUGAACUGACUGCUCGGAAGAAUGAUUUGGAACCACAGCUUAUUGGAGAGCCAACUGGGGAGUAUUAUGAUGCUAUAUUAUAUUUUGGGAUAAUAGACAUACUUCAAGAUUAUGAUAUCAGCAAAAAGCUCGAGCAUGCAUACAAAUCUUUCCAGUAUGACCCAACCUCAAUAUCAGCGGUGGACCCAAGGCAGUACUCUAGACGUUUUAAAGAUUUUAUAUACAAAGCAUUUCAAGAAGACAGGCUAGAUAGCUGAAAAUGUGUUGAAGCUCAAGAAACCUCUGCCUCCAGGUGUAGAUGAACUUUAAACUGUCCAAAGAAAGAUCAGGCUGUCACACCAUGCAAAAUGCAGUUGGGCACUCUACUUGUGUGCUGUCAAUUGUAUGUAUGAAAAUGGAUGGCAGCUUCAGUGGAAGUGAUCUUGGUGGUAGAGCUGCUUGAACUCAUGGUUUUCCAACAGAGGUAGUCUGGCUGUAGCGUAAAUAUAAAUAGCUUUAUACACACAUAUAUAGAGCUCACUAAUAUUUUGUAGGGUAGAUGUUAACUCAAUGAUUCAACUUACAGAUAGGAAAUUUGUAGCCAUGCACAAAAGUGCGCAAGCCAGUCCGGAGUUGUAAAUGUUUUUACCUGAGGGUAACAUGUAUCAGGUACUAUUCUUUUGUAACUGUCUUGAUCAAUACCCAUAGGAAAUCCUUGGAUAAUCACUCUACUUCACUCUGUACAGUGUUUUUUCUUUGGGACCUUGGUGGCUAUUUGCCUAGUACUAGUGAUGCCACAGUUUUGUUCUCCUUUCCUGGAAUGAAUGAUCAUUUGUUGGCUAUA
Oryza sativa Japonica Group (Japanese rice) is the source of this 3234-nucleotide messenger RNA. RefSeq names its product phosphatidylinositol 4-phosphate 5-kinase 6. Gene Ontology annotation, biological process: phosphatidylinositol phosphate biosynthetic process. Gene Ontology annotation, cellular component: plasma membrane. The record is from RefSeq and is a predicted model, not a curated record. Lineage: Eukaryota; Viridiplantae; Streptophyta; Magnoliopsida; Poales; Poaceae. Gene Ontology annotation, molecular function: ATP binding; 1-phosphatidylinositol-4-phosphate 5-kinase activity.